CGAGGACUCGUGUCUGUAUUUAAAGGCAGAGAUCGCUAUUCAGACUCCUCAAGGCAUCUCACAGCUCUACCAGCACAGAGGAUCAGCGUGACUCUAGAACUCACAGGUGUAAAGCCCUGUGCCACUGAUAAGAUGAGGAAUUCUGCAGUUGGUCUCGCAAUUUUCUUCCUGAUGGCAGUAAGAACAUGUCAAGGAAGCUGCGGGGAGCCACAGGACACUCAGGAUUCUGGUGCUCAGUCCAAGAAAAGUUCAGACAUCUACAAACUUCCAGCAUCCCUUCUGAAGAGAUACUAUGAUGACGAUUCCUAUGAUGGUUUUGUUGGGCUCAUGGGCAGGAGAAAUUCAGACUCUAAAGAAUUCCCCUCGUUGCCCUUAAAACGAGACAUGCAUGAUUUCUUUGUUGGUUUAAUGGGGAAGAGGAAUUUACAGACAGGGAAUCCAGCAAAUGAAGACAAGGAGGAGUCUAAUUCCAGGUACUCAACAAAAUGCAGAAUGAAGUUCAGACGUUCAAUUUAAAAUGUACAGUACAGAUGGUCUUCUCAACAUAAACAUUAUCCGUCCAAUGCCAAACACGCUGGAUUUCUUCUUUUGUACCACAGAUGAAAAGCCCCACAUCUGUUGCAAUAUAUCUUCACCCUCCUUUGUGUCUGGUUGUGUCUCCAUCAUGCUACCAUCAGUACACCAUCAUAUAUCAAACAAAGGUGUUUAUCUCUAAAUGCCUUCUACUAUCAGAUUUCCCGUAUGCUGACAUGUUUCUCUGUUGUCACUUUGUGUCAUGAGGUGUGACUCUUUUCUGAUUUCUGUAAAUAGCGUUUGAAUAUUGACAGAUCAUUUUUGGUGAACAAUGAGACAAAUGUGUGUCAGUACUUGUGCACUUUCAUUUGGUGAUUUGUCAGCCGUAUCAACAGAAUUCAACCAUGGAUGAAGAUCGGUGGCUUGCAGGUGGGAGAUACAAACAGUACCGAAGAAAAAAGUCUUGGAGUUUGUUUUGACUCGUAUUAGGAACGUCUCUUGUGCUCUACGUUUAACUUCUCUGUCACCCCUCAUAAUGCCGUGCCUAUCACAUUACCAGCCAUGCUUACAGAUACAAUGUAGCUUAAAGAUAAAACGGUCACAUUCAAUAAUAAUAUUUUUACAUACGA
Molecule: messenger RNA, 1142 nt
Organism: Pseudophryne corroboree (corroboree frog)
Lineage: Eukaryota; Metazoa; Chordata; Amphibia; Anura; Myobatrachidae
Gene: TAC3
Product: tachykinin precursor 3
Exons: 7
Coding region: 133-516 (127 amino acids)
Biological process (GO): tachykinin receptor signaling pathway; positive regulation of blood pressure
Source: RefSeq, a predicted model, not a curated record